This is a messenger RNA of Diaporthe batatas, 2682 nucleotides long. RefSeq names its product ornithine decarboxylase SPE1. The record is from RefSeq and is a predicted model, not a curated record. Bases 1079 to 2530 code for a protein of 483 amino acids. Gene Ontology annotation, molecular function: ornithine decarboxylase activity. The transcript is spliced from 2 exons. Gene Ontology annotation, cellular component: cytoplasm. Lineage: Eukaryota; Fungi; Ascomycota; Sordariomycetes; Diaporthales; Diaporthaceae.
GGCCAGUCUGCCAGUUUGGCCAGGCGCAACCAUGGCCCCGCCGGCUCCCGCCAUCAACAAAAAUUCGAGGGCACAAAAGCAAGGAGACAGGACCCACUUGGUGCCAGACAAUUCCCUCCCGACCCCACUGCCCACCACACAAGGUUUCCUACCACAUCGGCCAACAUCAUCAGCGUCAGCCUCCAUCCACAAAACUUCACCCCGUCCAACCCGACAACAGCCAGUUCUUGCUGCCCCCUUUCCUGCCGACACUGCAUCACACUGCACCCAGAAACUUCACCGCUCAGGCUCUAUACACAAUCGGCACAAACCGCGCCGGUGACUCAAUCUCUUCCCACCGCUGUCCAGCUGCAGGUACGUUGUGUCCAGGAACGGAAACACAGCCCACAGUCUCUGCACCCGAUCGCGAUCCCCCUUAGGCAUCAAGCAUUUUGCCCCCCCCCCCCCAGGCGACAACAGUCCUCGCGACGUGCCAUCUUCAUCCAUCUACACCACCACCCAUCUGGCCUUCGCCGUCCAGACAUCGCUCACAAAUCCUAUCCUCUCCCUGCUCCCCGUCUCACCAGCAACAAAAUCCCAUCAUCUCCUCAUCGCGCACUACCGACCUCCAAACCCCCCAGAACAUCCUCGUUCGGACUGCCUUUGGUCUAACAAAGGCUCGUCGCAAAGACGGCUUCCUCGGCCGUAGCUUUCGUAUCUGACCAAGAUUUCGCUCACCGGAAGCCUUUCCACAUCCUCUGCGUGGUUCCACCUCCACCUGCUGAAGUCUACUAAAGGCCCCGAGUCUUUGCCGUUUUUCGACUUCCCGCACCACAAACCGGACCCCGAGUUCACCCCCCAAUCUAAGCUGCCGAAUAAGAGUCUUCUAGAGACCCUCUCUCUUACGGAGGGAGAGUCGCGGAGGCCUCGCCAAUCAAUCCAGGGAACAGUUUGCUACCGUUUCCGACCCCCCUAACACCAGUCUCGUUCCUCGAGCCUCCUUAAAUCAACAACGGUCAAUCCUCAAACGGACCACCACCCAAGACCACACAUCGCGUCUGUCGGGCUCAGCAUCAGUCCCUCCAACAAGAGUCGGGAUAUGGUUAUGGCAAUUACCCUCGUCGAUACAAUCUCACCCAUUGACUACAUCAAUAAUCGGAUCUUUCCGACAAAGUCCAUCAAAGACCAUGGCGAUGUAUUCAACAAUGACGACGAUGCCAACUAUGGCCGUGUCACUCCCAAGCAGCUGAUUGGUGACGCCCUGCGCCAGCGCGUCGAGAACAUCGACCACGAGUUCUGCGAGCCUGGCGAUGAGGAUACCUUCUUCGUGGCUGACCUCGGCGAGGUCUACCGCCAGCACCUGCGGUGGAAGCUGAACCUCCCGCGCGUCAAGCCCUUCUACGCCGUCAAGUGCAACCCGGACCCCCAGCUUCUGCGCCUCCUGGCCAGCCUGGGCAACGGCUUCGACUGUGCUUCCAAGACCGAGAUCGAACAGGUGCUUGACCUGGGCGUUAGCCCUGACCGGAUCAUCUACGCACAGCCCUGCAAGACCAACUCUUACGUGCGCUACGUCGCCAACGCUGGUGUCCGCCAGAUGACCUUUGACAAUGCCGACGAGCUGCGCAAGAUCGCCAAGCUGUUCCCGGGGGCUGAGCUCUUCCUGCGCAUCCACACCGAUGACUCUUCCAGCCUGUGCCGCCUGAGCCUCAAGUUUGGUGCGUCCAUGGAUAUGACCGACGGCCUGCUGCGCACCGCGCAGGAGCUCGGUCUCAACGUUGUCGGCGUGAGCUUCCACGUCGGGUCCGGGGCUUCCGACCCCAGGGCAUUCCUCAAGGCCGUGCAAGACGCCCACACCGUCUUCCAGCAGGGCGCCGCGUACGGCUUCGACAUGAAGACCCUGGACGUGGGUGGCGGCUUCUGCAGCGACUCGACCUUUGAGGGAAUGGCUGGCGUUCUCCGCGCGGCACUCGACGAGUACUUCCCGGCGCACUCGGGCAUCAACCUGAUCGCUGAGCCUGGCCGGUUCUACGCCUCCACGGCUUUCACGCUGGCCUGCAACAUCAUUGCGAGGCGGACCGUCGAGAACCAGCCAGGUGAUGACAACAGCUACAUGGUCUAUGUCAACGAUGGCGUCUACGGCAACUUCAGCAGCAUCAUGUUCGACCACCAGAACCCCGUGGCCCAUGUUCUGCAGGCCGGAGGCCGCAACUAUUACAACACCAUCGAGGGUCGACCCGUCGAGGGUGGCGGGAUGGAAUACAGCAUCUGGGGCCCGACUUGUGACGGCAUUGACCGCAUCAGCGAGAGCAUUCGUUUCAACCAGACGCUGGAUGUCGGCGACUGGCUGUACUUUGAGGAUAUGGGCGCUUACACCAAGUGCUCUGCCACUCGCUUCAAUGGUUUCUCGGACAAUCACGAUGUGAUCUACGUCUGCAGCGAGCCUGGUGCUUUGGCAGCCCUUGAAAAUGCCAUUUUAGCCGGCACCAGCGGUCAGGAAGCGGACAUGAAUCAUACAAAAAAAAAACCAGGUGUGAAUAUUGGACAGGAGUGAAAAAAAUACUGAAAACAGGAAGUAUUCUUUGCGGCGAGCAGUAAUUUGGAGGAAUGGGCGGGCCUUUUGCUUUCUAGAAUUGUUGCGUUGAUAGACGAUUCCCAGCGAAUCAUUCACAAUCUUUGCAUACAAUAUACACAUGUUACCUUCCG